AGUGAGUGGCAAGCACGUAGAAAAUGUGAUUUAUUAUAACAACGUACGCAUACAUAUUUUCUUUUCAAGAGGAAGGGAGUGGAAGUUGUGUAAGAUUGUAUAAUUUGUGGCAUCACUGUAUUUCCUAAGGAAGAGGCAAUUGGACAUAUAACUUUAAUAAGUAAUUCAUUUUAGAAAAAGAGGAAAACCAAAAUGGUGAGUCUGAUUGACAGUUUGUUACCGGAACAAUGGAAGGAAGUCUCGUUAGGUGAAAAAGGAGAUGGUUUUGCUGAAUAUCAUCUGAACAGACAAAGAAACCACCCAGAUCCCAAUACAUUACGUCUUUUCUUAACUAAUGAUGAUGGCGAUCCUAUAACGGCCAUGAUCAAAGGGACACAACCAAAUGAUGAUCCAUUCAAAGCCGUCAACGCAUGUGAAUUUAAAUUAAAAGGGGAGGAAGUCGUCGGUAUAGACAUAUGUGGUGAUGUGGUGUUAAAGAAAACGUAAUUCAUUGAUUAUAAACUGUGCGCGUUGAAAUGUGUCUUUAUAUGUUACCAAUGUCCCUCCAACUAUUCCACAAUAUAUGGAACUAUAUUCAAUUAUAGUUUUAACAAUUGUGUAUAUGUUAACAUUUACCAUUUUAUGCAGAUAUACAAAGGACAUACUAUAUGAAACUAUACUCAAAUGUAUUUUGAACAAUAGUGUAUAUAUAAACAUGUGACCAUUUUAUACAGAUCUACAAAAAAGGACUACAAACACCGAGAAAUAAAUGUUUGUCUUUUUAAUCAAUAUUGUGAUGAAACAGUUCUUGCUUUUUAAUAAAAAAAAAAAUUCUGUACACUCCAAAUUGAUGAAAAACAAUGUAAAUGAUGAUCAAAAAGCAGUACACAAAGUUAUUAUUUGAAAAUUGCUCAAUUAGAUGUACGAUUAUAACUAUAUGCUUCAAGUUCCUAUUGUCAUAACCAUAUCGUAGUGGUUUGUUCACCUUUUCUAUUUGUUAUUUUUGUAUAUUAAAUAUGUAAAUAA
Molecule: messenger RNA, 1005 nt
Organism: Mytilus trossulus (common blue mussel)
Lineage: Eukaryota; Metazoa; Mollusca; Bivalvia; Mytilida; Mytilidae
Exons: 3
Coding region: 193-486 (97 amino acids)
Source: RefSeq, a predicted model, not a curated record